Molecule: messenger RNA, 2510 nt
Organism: Mizuhopecten yessoensis (Yesso scallop)
Lineage: Eukaryota; Metazoa; Mollusca; Bivalvia; Pectinida; Pectinidae
Product: E3 ubiquitin-protein ligase RGLG5-like
Exons: 6
Coding region: 228-1190 (320 amino acids)
Source: RefSeq, a predicted model, not a curated record
CGAAAUAGCAUCACAGUGACACUGAUUGUAAAUAUAACUUGAUGCUGCAAUCGCAGCCAUAAAUGACUCAAACGUUAGGUAUAUAUUUCACCUUCAAUUCGAUGAUUCUUCAUUAACUUUGUUUCGUCUGUUCACUGGAUACGCAUUGAAUAAGAGAUAACCAGUGUUAUACAAAGAUCUCCUGAGAAAUCAAACAUAAAGAAUUACUGACAGGUACUGAGUCAACGAUGGAAAUAAUCAGUGUGAUAAUAUUUUGUGUGAUUUUGUAUGUACUGUGGAAUUACUGUGGGGGCAGUAAUAACAGUAAAAAGUCAUCCCCAUCUUCACGACCCACUGCGACAUGUGGUUCCACAACGACAGGUGCUCAGAAUAAGCUCUACCCAGACCUCAGUCAGCUCCAGAACAACAGCAUUUUCAAUAUGUUUGGUGGUAGUAGUAGCUAUGAUGCGAUCCUGGACAAGUUCAGCACGCUGGAGGAGGUCCAGGCUGCGAUAAGAAAAGCUGGAUUGGAAUCCUGCAAUCUCAUAUUUGGUGUUGAUUACACAGCCAGCAAUUUGCAGCAAGGCAUACUAUCUUUCGGAGGCCGAUCCUUGCAUGACACUCGCUCGGGAACACCUAAUCCCUAUCAGAGAGUCAUCUGUAUUCUCGGAGAGACACUGGAGCCAUUUGACGACGACGGAAUCAUCCCCGCGUUUGGAUUCGGUGACGUUUCCACCAAAGGCCAUGGAGUAUUCCCUUUUAGAAGCGAAGGAUAUUGCAAUGGUUUCCAUGAUGUACUGGAAGCUUACAACCAAAUAACACCAAACGUCCGGAUGAGUGGCCCAACAAACUUUGCUCCCCUCAUACGACAAGCCAUCGACAUCGUGAAGAAAACUAAAUCAUACCACAUCCUGGUAAUCGUAGCCGAUGGUCAGGUGACCAAUGAACAAGACACAAUCAAUGCGAUCGUCGAAGCUUCAAGAUGGCCACUUUCAAUCGUGAUGGUCGGUGUUGGUGAUGGACCGUGGGAUGUCAUGAAAGAAUUUGAUGAUAAAAUUCCAAACAGGAAGUUUGAUAACUUCCAGUUUGUAGAAUUUAACAAUGUGAUGACCUCAUCUAGAAAUCCCCAAGCAGCGUUUGCACUCCAUGCUUUGAUGGAGAUACCUGACCAAUACAAACUCAUACAGAAAAAUGGGCUGCUCAAUUUCUAAUCUGUUUGUAUAACUUGAACUUCUUUGUAUGACUGCUGUGGAACAGACAUAACUGCCUUUUUCGACUGCUGUAUGACUUCUGUGUGACUGUUGUGUGACUGCCGUAUGGCUGUCGUGUGACUGCUGUGUGACUGUCGUGUGACUGUCGUGUGAAUGAGAGUUUGCUACAUUUCAUAUUAAUUUAGGAUCCUUGUACCACUGUAAAUAACUGUAACUAGGAAUCGGAAAGUUUGUUUGACGAACAUGGCGAAAAAUUUAAUCAAACAUUUCUAAAGAGAAAUUCAUAACUAGCAGAACACAAUACAGCCAGUGUAACUAACAGUGCUUCCUGAUGGGCCGAAGGUUGGCCCAGUUCUGCUGCAGUUAUACCCGAACAAAAUUAAGGGGGGGGGGAGGGGAGGGGAGAGGGGGCGGUCUGUUUGUAUGAAACACUACGAUGUACAGUAUAAUUCACUAUUGUUUUGGUCACUGUGGUAAUGGACGUAUCCUAAAAUCAUCCUUACAAGUCUUUUUUGGUAUUAAUUAUCAAUUUCCCAUCAUUUGUCAAUCAAAAGGCGAUCCGUACUGGAAAUAUUACAUGAUAUACAUUAUGUAUGAGAUAAUGUAUCUAUUUUUCAUUGAAUUUUUUUAUCUCCAUUUGUCACUUACUGGUAAUAGUGUAGAAUUUAUAGAUGUUGUUCAUACAUGAUGUUGAUAAAUCAACUUUUUGUACAUUGCAAGGAUUUGCUUUCAUUUUAUCAUGAGUUAUCCUGCAACACAAUUCAAACUCUUAACGAUGAAUUUAUGAGGAGCUGAGACUAAAAAGUCCAAUAUACAACAAGAAAUUUUUGAGGCUAAAAAAUAGUGGAAGGUCAGGAUGGUAAUGUUUCGGAAAAAUCAAAAAUCAUCCCCAGACAGUUUUGUCCAGUGUUGCUCCGCCUGCAUGGGGGACUAUACAUUGGUGUCAGUCUCAAUCUAAUCAUAAAGUACUUUAUGUAUUAAAGAUUUUCAUUAACUCUGCAUUUGAAAUAUAUAAAUACAUUUAAUUAUCAUGCUUCAGAUCUCUCCCAAUUAUCAGACCAAUCUUGUUACCAUGUUUCAGAUCCCUCCCAAUUAUCAGACCAAUUCUUGUUACCAUGUUUCAGAUCCCUAUCAGUUCUUAUUACUGAGGGGUUAGCUCACUUACGCUCUCUGCACAGUGAGUAGAGUAUGUAUACUUAUUUUGUUAUAAAGUUUAAAAUGCCUUAAAAUAAUCCCAAAGAUUUUGUAUACAUACUUCACCUUUACCUGUGAUAUCUGUUAUAUGAAAAAUAUGUUUAAUGAAAUAAAUUUGAUUUCUUA